Molecule: messenger RNA, 2297 nt
Organism: Notechis scutatus (mainland tiger snake)
Lineage: Eukaryota; Metazoa; Chordata; Lepidosauria; Squamata; Elapidae
Source: RefSeq, a predicted model, not a curated record
CUCAGCAAGUGUCCAGACCUCCUGUGCAUUCAGAUAUCCAUAACCACAUAAUCAGGUUAUGUGAUGAUACUCAGCUGCAGUUUAGAUACCUAAACCAGUGACAGUUGAUCACCUUUCAAAUGGCAGUCAAUUUGUGCUCAAUGACACCACUUCCUUUCCUUGUUAUGCUCCUGCUCACCAUUUUACGUAUGCUCCACUUUGUCCUUGUUACAGAUGAAGAAGCUAUUCUACUGGCCAAAACAGCUCAAGAUGUCUUCUGCUUUUCUCGAACCUUUGAGGAUCUCACCUGUUUCUGGGAUGAGCCAACCCAUGUGAAAGGAGCCUAUCAAUUCUUCUAUACAUUUGAAGGAGACAAAAGUCGAGAAUGUGCUCUAAUCUCUAUGAAAAAUACAGAUGGAAGUUGGCGCCACAUCUGCACAUUUCCUGAAAACUAUAAUGGCAUUCAGCUCUUUAUUGAACUCAAUGUUGAAGUGUUGGAUCGUGUUAGUAAUCACACCAUAUUCUCACAGUAUCUCAGAGUGAAUACUGUUGGUCUCAUUGCUCCACCAACAAAUGUAACAGUUGAGUGGCCAGGGAUUGCCCAACAGUUGCUUGUAAAUUGGAUGGCUCCAUCUAUCAGCUAUGCAGACUUCUUGAUUUAUGAAGUUCUUUAUGGUGUUGAGGAUUCCAUUCAGCCACUAUUCAGGAUUGAAGUGAAAAACAGCCAAAUGUGCCAGCUCAAGAAUCUCCUUCCAGGACAGCAAUACCACAUCCAAGUUCGCUCCAAACCUGAUGGCCUCUCUCUUGAUGGCAUUUGGGGACCCUGGUCUCCAGCAGUGACAGCAGAAACACCCCAUCUUCCUGAGGCAAUUGGUCUGCACUGCUUCACUCCAGAUUUGUAUCAAUUGCACUGCCACUGGAACAAGAAACCUCUGGGUUCUGGCCCCUUUCACAGCCUCUUGUACUGGAUGGAGAGCAACAGCAGCAGCACAAGAGGGCAAACCUGGCACAAAUGUAAGAAGGAAGACCCUGAUUCCUGCGCGUGCACCUUUCAGCCUAGUGACACUCAGUACCUUUCUAUCCUGGUGACUAUCAGCCAGAGUGAGCAAGAGGUCAGCUACUUUGAAGAGCCAUUCAAACUGUACCAUGUGGUGCACACUGCUCCCCCAAGAAUCCUGGAGGCUUCAAUAGACAGAAAUAUACUAAGGCUGGAGUGGGCCUACCCAUUAGAAGAAAUAGCUGAACACAUGGUAUAUCAGAUACGGUAUACGGUGCAGGACACCUUGAAAUGGAAGAUCCUACAGGUGCAGUACUCAAACACCAGUGAAAUUCAUCUGGCCACCCAAGAUCGCUACUGCCUUCAGCUGCGCACCCAGCCAGAUGGCCAGAAGUUCCGUGGGGACUGGAGCACCUGGUCAGAAUUAGUGUGUGUUGAAGUCCCACCUGGUGCAGAUUCAGUGAUUAUGAUCGUGGCCAUUGCACUCUUGCUGUGUGCAGGACUUGUGCUGGGUCUGGGCUUCACCUGCCUCUCCAACUACAGCAGUGUGAAACAAAAGCUCUGGCCAAGCAUUCCAGAACUACAUCAUGUCCUAGAUGGAUUCUUCAAGGAUAAUGGCAAGCAGCAGCAGCAGGUAAAUGCUUUAUUUUUCAACAAAAUGCUGGAGGAUGUGCCUUUGACUUGCUUGUUGGAAGUACUAUCUGACAAACCCCUGGAAACACCAAGCUUUGACACUUUGCUAGAUAUGGAUUCAGCAGAACAGGCAGAAUGGGGCAGCCGGCCUUCUUCCCAUCAGCACUACAUGGUGCUGAGUUCUAACAAUCCCCAAAGCAGCCACCAUAAAAACGAAUACUUUGAUGACGAAAAUGAUAAUGGAAAAGCUUUCCCACAGUCCUUGGAACAUGAUCUACACAUAACAUCAGAGCCAAUGACCCAAAUAAUUCCCUUCACCUUGUUGAAUGUACCAUCAGAGAUUAAAGAAGAAAGAAAGCAGGAAAUGUCUGAUGACCAAACCGCAUCUGUCACUGACAUUUCAAACAAGACAUAUUUGCUAAUGGGCUGAUUAUGUCUAUCAUUGGAGGACAGCACUAUGAGAAAUUAUUAGGUCCUGUAGGAGUUUGCAAUACAAUACAGGCAAUUUUCAGUGGUAAGGCAACUGUUUAGCCAGUACUCCUCAACUCUGUUUCUUAUGGACCAACUGAAUUGAGCAACUGCAGAUAGGCCAAUUUUUCAUGGACAAAAGCUACCUUGAAAUUUUGGAAGGCAAUGAUGCAAAGUGACUAGAACUCUACUCACACAGAGCUCACUUUUUCUGGUUUGA